AUGGCCCCGGCCCGGAGGGAGCGCGGCGGGCGCGCCUCGCCGCUCCUCCUGGCGGCGGCGGCGUGCUGCUUGCUGGCGGGCACCGCGCCGGCCAAGGUGUGCAACGACCGCACGAAGCGCGGCCAGGACAACAGCUGGUUCGCGCGCGACGGCGAGAAUUUGCCCAUCAUGGUGCUCAUGCCCAUGAACGAGUCGGCGCUGAUGAGCAGCAUCAGCCAGGGCAUCGAGCCCGCCGUGCAGCUGGCCAUCCAGCACAUGCGGGAGUCCCGGAAGUACUCCUUCUCGCUCAUCACCGAAAUCUACGACACUGAGUGUGACAACGCCAAGGGCCUGCGGGCCUUCUUCGACGCCAUCUGCUACGGACCCAAACACCUGAUGAUUUUUGGUGGCGUCUGCCCCUCUGUCACCUCCAUCAUCGCCGAGUCCUUGGAGGGAUGGAACCUGGUGCAGCUGUCCUUCGCGGCAACCACUCCGGUGCUGGCGGACAAGAAAAAGUACCCCAACUUCUUCCGCACGGUCCCCUCGGACAACGCCGUCAACCCGGCCGUGGUCAAAUUCCUCAACUACUACAACUGGAGCCGCGUGGGGACGCUCACGCAGGACGUGCAGAGGUUCUCCGAGGUGAGGAACGACCUCACUAGUGAGCUUGAGAAGGCUGACAUCCAGAUUGCUGACACGGAAAGUUUCUCCAAUGACCCCUGCGUCAAUGUAAAAAAACUCAAGGACAACGACGUGAGGAUUAUCAUUGGCCAAUUUGACGAGAACCUUGCCUCCAAAGUCUUCUGCUGCGCGUACAACCUGAACAUGUUUGGCAGCAAAUACCAGUGGAUUAUUCCUGGCUGGUACCAGGGCAACUGGUGGGAGCAGGCCAACAGCACCAACUGCACCACCAAAAAGCUGCUGACCGCCAUGGAGGGAUACAUCAGUGUGGACUUUGAGCCCCUCAGCGCCAGGCAGAUCAAGGGCAUCUCUGGAAGGACCCCGAAGGAAUACGAGCGCGAGUACAGCAGGGAGCUACGUCAAAAGGGCGUGGAGCCCAGCAAAUUCCACGGUUUCGCCUACGACGGCAUCUGGGUCAUCGCUAAGACCCUGACCCGGGUCAUGGACCUUUUGCGCAUCAAGCAGCGGCAGAGCGGACACCGCAACUUCACCGUGGAUGACCACGAAGUGGGCAAGAUGGUCCUGGACGUCAUGAACGAAACCAACUUCUUCGGCGUCACGGGCCAAGUCAUGUUCCGGAAUGGUGAGCGGAUGGGCACCAUUAAAUUCAACCAGUUUCAAGAGGGCCAGGAAGUGAAGGUGGGCGAGUACAAUGCCAUUGCAGACGUGCUGGACCUCAUCAACAACUCCAUCCGCUUUCAAGGGGUGGAACCGCCCAAAGAUCGGACGUUUGUACGCUUACAGCGACGGCACAUCAAUGUUCCGCUUUACAGUAUCCUGUCAACAAUCACCAUCCUGGGCAUGCUCAUGGCUGGAGCCUUCCUCUUCUUCAACAUCAAAAACAGAAACCACAGACUGAUCAAGAUGUCCAGUCCAUACAUGAACAACCUGAUCAUCCUGGGCGGGAUGCUGUCCUACGCCUCCAUUUUCCUCUUCGGAUUGGACGGCGGCUUCGUAUCCGACAAGGAGUUUGAGACACUCUGCACGGUCCGGACGUGGAUCCUCAUCGUCGGCUACACGACAGCAUUCGGCGCCAUGUUUGCCAAGACCUGGAGGGUCCACGCCAUCUUUAAGAAUGUUAAAAUGAAGAAAAAGAUCAUAAAAGACCAGAAAUUGUUGAUCAUCGUUGGCGGGAUGCUGUUGAUCGACUUAUGCAUCCUGAUUUGCUGGCAGAUUGUGGAUCCGCUGAAGAGGACCGUGGAAGAAUACAGCCUGGAGGCGGACCCUCACGACCGAGACAUCGCUAUCCGUCCCUUCUUGGAGCACUGCGAGAACACCCACAUGACCAUCUGGCUGGGCAUCGUCUAUGCCUACAAGGGCCUGCUGAUGUUGUUCGGCUGCUUCCUGGCUUGGGAGACCAGGAACGUCAGCAUUCCCGCCCUCAACGACAGCAAAUACAUCGGCAUGAGCGUCUACAACGUCGGCAUCAUGUGCAUCAUCGGAGCCGCCGUCUCCUUCCUGACCCGGGACCAGCCCAACGUUCAGUUCUGCAUCGUGGCGCUGGUUAUCAUCUUCUGCAGUACCAUCACGCUCUGCCUGGUCUUUGUUCCUAAGUUUAUCACCAUGAGGACCAACCCGGAUGCCGCCACGCAGAACCGCAGACUCAAGUUCACGCAAAACCAGAAGAAGGAAGACUCCAAGACCUCCACCUCGGUCACCAGCGUCAACCAGGCCAAUACUUCCAGAUUGGACGGCCUUCAGACCGACAACCACCGCCUCCGCAUGAGGAUAACCGAGUUGGACAAGGAGCUGGAGGAGGUGACCAUGCAGCUGCAGGACACCCCGGAGAAGACGCCCUACAUUAAACAGAACCACUACCCGGACGCUAACAACAUCUUAAGCAUACGCAACUUCACCGACGGCAAAGGUCAGCCAGUGCCCAUUCUUAAAACUACCUCCAUCAUGUCUUUCCAUGCAGAUGUUGAACGGAGCCUCCUGAAGAACCACCUGGAGCAGAAGCCUCAGGGGCAGUGGGGCUCCAUGGAUCCUUCCAGAAUAACCAGAGGUCCCCUAGAAGACAUCAACUCUCCCGAACACAUCCAGCGGCGUCUGUCCCUGCAGCUUCCCAUUUUACACCACGCCUACCUGCCGUCUAUAGGCGGCGUGGACGCCAGCUGCACCAGCCCCACCGACAGUCCCGGAUCCAGCCCUCGCCACAGACACAUGCCGCCUUCUUACCGGGUCAUGGUGUCGGGCCUGUGA
Nerophis lumbriciformis (worm pipefish) is the source of this 2862-nucleotide messenger RNA. The record is from RefSeq and is a predicted model, not a curated record. NCBI's taxonomy places the organism in Eukaryota, Metazoa, Chordata, Actinopteri, Syngnathiformes, Syngnathidae.